UGUUAUUUUAUUUCGUUAUAUUUUUAGUGUCUUUCCAUAAAGUUCUCUAAGAAGUAUACAUUUUUUUAUUUGACAAAAAUAUCGGAACUAUGAAGUCUCUACUACUUUUAUUUACGCUUUCUCUUCUCUGCACUGAAAUCAGUGGCAGCUGCCCAGAAAACUUUGUACGAUUUGCAAAUUCCUGUUACUACUUUAUUACAUCCAGAUUGACUUGGUUCGAUGCUGAUCAAUAUUGUACAUCCUUAGUUCCAAAAAGUUAUAAUUGCCAUCUUGCAGCCAUUGAAUCUUCAGCUGAGCAGGACUUUCUGAAGAAUCAUAUCUUAAACAAUUCAGAAUUAAGAAGUCAUAGUUUUUUGACAUCUGGAAAUAAUUUGGAUAGUAAAAAAGGAUGGUCUUGGUCUGCAACUAACAGAAGAUUCACAUACGCCAACUGGGGUCCAAGUGAACCUUCUUCAGGAAAAUGUGUUCAGAUGCACAAAGAUGAUAGUUUUAGAUGGAGAUCAUUGGACUGCGAAGAUGAACCUAAGAUGUUUGUAUGCGAAUAUGAAAUUUAAGAAGAAACCCAACUUCUAAUAUUGUAUUCCUGCUAUUGUGCACAAAUUAUUUUCUUUUCAUAUGACAUCAAAGAGAAUAAGAGAAAAAAUAGCGAAUAAAUAAUAUAAUAAAUGUCAAUUUAUUACAUUCUAUUAUAAGUAGUAGUUGUUGAACCAUGAGCAUUAUCCUAUAUUGAACCAUGCUUAAUGAAAACAAUAUUUUGCUGUAACAGAAAGCACAUUAAAUUAUUAAAUGAUACUCUACCUAAUUUAAUGACAUGUACGAUAUUUUGCAUAUAUUUAUACAUGUAUAUCUAUAUAUACUGUAUAUACUGUAUAUUAUGCAGUUUAUAUUAUCAUACAAGUGUACUUUAAAAUAGACAAAAAUAUACUAUUAGGCUACAAACAUACAGUAACAAAAAAUGAUUUUUCGAAGUGGUUCUUUUACACAAAUGCACCCAUAAAAGGAUUCAAAGGUAUUCUAUGUUUGAUUUGAAGCAACAGGACUUCCUUGCCAUUCUAUUGUGACUUAAACUUCAAGACUUGUAUCCUUGGUACAGAGACAGAAAAAGUACUCGUUUUCUAUAAAAUCUUACCUUUAUCUUUAUCAUUAGCUAUCUAGCUAAUUAAUCAGUAUAUCGCAUAAAUUCAUAAAAUGUGUACAGUUUUACUUUCUUACGCUCACGUAUUCUGUUAGAAAUUUAACCAAUUACCAAACGUAUUCCAGGCUAGAACAGACAUUCUCAGUUUAUUCCAUUCUUUUUCUCACAACCAUUAAGGGCAGGAAAUGAAGGGAAUUAAAAUAGGAAUAAAAGUCAAACCAGAAAAGAAAGAAUAAAGUCGCAAGAACUUAAAAGUGUUACGCAUGAAAAACAAGAAAAGACUACAAAGUUACAUAAAAAAUCCUUUAGAACUGAUAUACUGAUAAUUUAUUUCUGUCAAUAUUUUUACAGAUAGGAGAUUACAUCUUGUCUAAAAAUUUGACUAGUCACGAUCAAGAUUCUCUCUAAU
Molecule: messenger RNA, 1544 nt
Organism: Dimorphilus gyrociliatus
Lineage: Eukaryota; Metazoa; Annelida; Polychaeta; Dinophilidae
Source: the annotation of a GenBank genome assembly